Molecule: messenger RNA, 2335 nt
Organism: Vicia villosa (hairy vetch)
Lineage: Eukaryota; Viridiplantae; Streptophyta; Magnoliopsida; Fabales; Fabaceae
Product: dolichyl-diphosphooligosaccharide--protein glycosyltransferase subunit STT3A-like
Exons: 13
Coding region: 637-1977 (446 amino acids)
Cellular component (GO): membrane
Molecular function (GO): oligosaccharyl transferase activity
Source: RefSeq, a predicted model, not a curated record
CUUAGUUGAAACUAGUAGGCAUCCAUUGAUUCGACCCCUGACCUUUCAUACCAGAAAACUUAAGGACUUAAAUCUGCGCCCUUGUUGGUGCAAAAUUGUUGGUUUUAGGGUGUUUGUAAAGGUUUGUUUUGAGCUUUAGAAGCACCACUCUGUCAACUUGCCAAAAUACUAUGCUUUACAUCUCCUUUAAGUACUUUUUUUUUUGGGGAUAUAAAACCUAUCAAAUUUGAACAAUAUUCAUAAGUCUUAAUUUGACAGACUCCAGAUGAUCUUGCACUAAUUAAAAAGUAUUUGUUUUUGACUAUUUGAAGAAUCCAUACUAGGUAGGUGAAAUCUUAAACUGGUUGCAGAUACUAGAUACUACAGAAGGAUGGAAGUUGAACUUUCACAGUGAAUUUGCGAAGCAAGAGAGAUGGAGUUUUUUUUAAUUGUGGUGAAUGGAUACAAUAUAUUUUGAUCAAAUUAAGCUGAUAUCAUUUUCUGUGCAAAAAAGUUGUAAAGUAGCUUACUCCACCUAGUGGAAAAAGGCUCUAUUGUUUCUUACAUUACAUCCUUUGUUAACUCUGUUGUUAAUUACUCAUACACAUGCAAUCUCUUAAAGCUAAUUAUCUAAUUAUUAUGUGUGUGACCUAAAUUAUGAAGUAUUUAUCAAUUCAUUUGUUGGGUUUCAGUAUUUAUGCAAGCAAGUACAUACUAAUCAUUGCUAGUGUUAGUGAGCAUCAGCCGCCAACUUGGCCUUCUUACUUUAUGGACAUCAAUGUCUUGGCGUUUCUGGUUCCAGCUGGCAUUAUCGCUUGCUUUUCGCCUGUAUCUGAUGCUAGCUCUUUUGUGAUACAUUAUAUUGUUACAUCGGUGUAUUUUUCUGGUGUCAUGGUUCGCCUGAUGCUUGUGCUUGCUCCAGCGGCUUGCAUCUUGUCUGGAAUUGCUCUUUCUCAAGCUUUUGAUGUUUUCACUAGAUCAAUUAAAUUUCAGCUACCCAGUCUCUCAGUUGAUUCUCAUAUUGAUGCUGGAGGUGCCAGUUCUGAAAGUGUUGUGCCAGAUGAUACUGUGAAGACUGAUAAAACUGAGGACACACCUAAGGAACGGACCUCAAAAAAGAGCAAGAGGAAGGAAAAGGAACCUGUGGAAAAGCCUCCUAGCAAGUCACAAAUUAAGAAAAGGCUUUCGGUUUUACCUCUGGAAACAUCCAUUAUUGCUAUUGUCUUACUUAUAUUGUUGGGUGCCUUCUAUGUGGUUCACAGUGUAUGGGCAGCAGCAGAAGCUUAUUCAGCCCCUUCUAUCGUCCUAACAUCACAUUCACACGACGGGCUUCAUGUUUUUGAUGAUUUUAGAGAGGCUUAUGCUUGGUUGAGUCAUAACACAGAAGUAGAUGAUAAAGUGGCUUCUUGGUGGGAUUACGGAUAUCAAACAACUGCAAUGGCUAACCGAACUGUUAUCGUUGACAAUAAUACCUGGAAUAACACGCAUAUUGCUACUGUUGGUACUGCAAUGUCUUCUCCAGAAAAGGCUGCUUGGGAAAUUUUCCACUCUUUGGAUGUCAAAUAUGUUCUUGUUGUCUUUGGAGGAUUGGUGGGGUAUCCCAGUGAUGAUAUUAUUAAGUUCCUGUGGAUGGUUCGUAUUGGAGGGGGUGUAUUCCCUCACAUAAAGGAACCUGAUUACUUGAGGGAUGGCCAAUAUCGAAUUGAUUCUAUGGCCACACCAACAAUGCUUAACUCCCUCAUGUAUAAGCUUUCAUAUUACAGAUUUGUGGAGACAGACGGUAAAGCAUUUGACAGAGUGAGGCGGACAGAGAUUGGAAAGAAACAUUUCAAACUUACGCAUUUUGAAGAGGUGUUCACAACCCACCAUUGGAUGGUGCGGUUAUACAAGUUGAAACCUCCAAAGAACAGGAUUCGGGGAAAGAUUAAAAAAACAAAAUCUAAAUCAACCCCAAAAACUGUCUCAAAAAGGAAAGGACUAAAAAGGAACCCUUUUUAGUUUAGUUUUCAGUUUAUUUAUUAGUUGGUUCACAGUGUAUGGGCAGCAGCAGAAGCUUAUUCAGCCCCUUCUAUCGUCCUAACAUCACAUUCACACGACGGGCUUCAUGUUUUUGAUGAUUUUAGAGAGGCUUAUGCUUGGUUGAGUCAUAACACAGAAGUAGAUGAUAAAGUGGCUUCUUGGUGGGAUUACGGAUAUUAAACAACUGCAAUGGCUAACCGAAUUGUUAUUGUUGACAAUAAUACCUGGAAUAACACGCAUAUUGCUACUGUUGGUACUGCAAUGUCUUCUCCAGAAAAGACUGCUUGGGAAAUUUUCCACUCUUUGGAUGUCAAAUAUGUUCUUGUUGUCUUUGGAG